CAGGAAAGUAGUAUCAUGAGGUCCAUGCGUAAAAUCCAGAAAGGUUGCGUGUGUACCGGUAUCUUGUCCUUGUAAUCCUAUUAUUGGCUUUAUUAGACAUCAAGAUGUGGUUUGAUGAAGCCGGAGAAGUCCUAGAAAUGUUUAGGAGCAGUUUCCCGCUUUCAUUUCUGUUUUUUGUACCAAUUUUAAUCAUUUUAUCACCUGUAAGUCCAGCGAAUGCAGCACAGGAAUUUUCGGUGUUCAGGAUGCAGCAGUACGAUCUACAGGGAGUUUCCUACGGAAGCAAAAAUUCUCUGAUCAACAUGGAAGCCCGUCCCAUUGAUGCCAAGAUGUUAACCCGACGCUGUGUGGUUGCACGUUUGCGUGAAGUCACUAUGCCAAAGUUCCGUGACCUGCUCACACAAAAUGCUGGGGGGUUGGUCAUACUUUUGCCUGAAGAUUUUAACUCUCUCACUGAAGAAGAGAAAGUGCAUCUGAAGGGUUUAGAAAGGGACUUGUUAUCAGAGGAAACAGUCCUUCCUGUGUACUUUGCGUACGAGACGCCUGGACUAGGGGAAAUAUAUGAUGACAUCAGGCGUGGGAACUCAGGGGAUCAGGCUCCAACUGCAUGGGAAGCGCUGCUUGGAGCAGCUACAGCAAAUGGUUUCCAGAUGUCUGUCACUGGAGCACAGUCCAAGUCCUUGCCGGAUUUCCAGGUCACUAACAUACAGGGGCGUUUGUCAGGGAAGGGCAUUGAGGAGCAGCUGCCCACUGUGGUCAUUGUCGCACAUUAUGAUGCAACUGGCGUGGCGCCGGCUUUAGCCUUUGGAGCUGACUCCAAUGGAAGUGGAGUGAUAGCGUUGAUGGAGCUGGCAAGACUGUUUGCAAAGCUGUACACCAACUCCAGAACACAUGCCAAAUACAACCUUGUGUUUCUUCUGUCUGGUGGAGGCAAGUUUAACUACCAGGGGACCAAGAAGUGGAUAGAAGACAAUAUGGAGGCUGCAGAUGGCAACCUGCUGGUGGAUGUGGCGUAUGUGAUGUGCCUAGAUACUAUUGGGAAUGGAGACACUCUCAACCUCCAUGUGUCCAAACCUCCACGGGAGGACAGUUCAGGUGCAUCAUUCUUAGAGAACUUGGAGGAGGUGACAAAGACACACUUCCCUGAUGUUCAGUUCAAGAUGGUCCACAAGAAGAUCAACCUGGCUGAUGAGAUGUUGGCCUGGGAACAUGAGCGCUUCAGCAUCAAGCGUCUUCCAGCCUUCACAUUGUCCCGCUUGGACACAUACAAGACAUCAGACAGGGGAACAGUAUUAGACACUAGAGGAAGUAUCGAUGUCGCCCGUCUUGGCCUCAACAUCCAAGUCAUCGCAGAAGGCCUGGCCCGCCACAUCUACAACCUGUCAGGCCAGGGACACUUCAAGCUGUUCACAGAAGGACUGAAUGUCCAGGAGAGUGUCCAUGCUGCCUGGAUGGACUUCUUGACCAACCAGUCUCGUGCUGCGCAGCUUCUGGCCAAAGACAGUCCAGUCCUGGCCACGUUGGAAGAGACGUUCACCAGGUACCUGAAGGACGUCAAGAAGACCCUCGUCAAGGCAGACAAGAGAGAUCCGGAGUUUCUCUUCUACAAUGGUGCUGUAUAUUCUAUGAAUGCUUACAAUGUGAAACCAGCAGUAUUUGACCUGUUCCUGGCUGGAGCCAUCGGGUCCUACCUCGCAGUUGUCUACAUCUUUGCUCAGAACUUUUACCGUGUGUACCAGAUGUUGAGACAGUAUAUCGGAAACUCCAAAGUAAAGGCUAGCUAAACCUGGCUUGUUUCAGAUAAUCAUGUCUGGAGACUCGGUCUGCCCAGUGAUGAAGUCAGCACCACAACCUCUCUCUCAUCCACAUACGUCAUCUCCAUGGCAAGAACAUUGUGUACAAAUUUUGAUGUUAUAAUAAGGGAGCAUUUGGUGUUGUUGACUAACACCAUUUGUCUAACCUUUCCAAUAAUCAUUUCAAUCUCUUCCUAAUCAGAGCUCAAGUAUGCAAAGGCAAGGUGUUUAUUGACCAAGUUAAGAACUGGGGGAUUCGGAGUGAUUUGUAAGAUGCAGGACAUGAACCCUACUAUGCUUUAAUCACAGAUAACAAACUCAUUGAGUUUUGCAUUUUCAUUUCCAGUGUUAUACAUUCGAACAAACAAAUAUACCAUUGUAAUCAUUGUGCGUGUAUGGAUUGUUUUACCCCGCCCGGAGUGUCCCAUCUUCAUUUAUCACAGCAUUCCAUAUUUCCGCAUGAGUUACUUCCCCUUGUAAACUUCCUCAAAGAGUGGAUCAGCACUUGUAUGGCUUUUCAAAUUGAAAGAUGUGUUGAACACAAAUGUAGCAAACUCAUAGAACUUACAAAUAGUAAGAAGAAAGGACAAGUUAUGAUAGGGCUGUUUUGUAGCCCACAGAAAAGUUGGAAAGUCUGGAAAAAUUGUUAUGUAAUGUAUUGCAAAUGUUCAACUGUUCUAACAUUGAUAAUCCUUGAUACUUUUCUAUGAGCAUCUGUGGCCCAAGAUGAACUGUUCACAAAAUAACAGUCAUUGUUGUCUACAGACUUUAAGACAUCAGCUUUUGUAAUUGAUAUCAGCUUAUCAUACCUCCUCCUUUGUCUUGGGUUAAAUUCCUUCUUUUAAGUAUCAUAACUCUUAAAAUAAGAAGUAAUUACAUAAUUUUAUGAUGUAAUGUUUGAAAACUUAAGUUAGUAGUUGGUUUUCAUGCAAAGUAACUUGGAAUAUACAACUCUGUUUUGCUCUGAAGUCUACAUUAAUCUAGUGACAUGAGUAUACAAUACUAUACAUGGUAUAUGUAAGUAUCAGUAAUUAAGAUUUGUCUGUUGUGCAGGGUAAGGAUCUAUUUGAUAAGAUGGUUCCAAAGUCAUAUUGAAAAGGCAUUAUUAUGUAUAUGUCUGAUCUUGAUGUGCCAUACUCCUCCUUCCUGGCCGAUGUAAUGCUAGUGCAGACCUGGCCUCAGGUCAUGCAGGGUACACUAGGUUGAUUACUUGGAAAGCCAGAAUACAACUUGACAUUACAUGACUAGGUCAGGUGGUAAACAUCCUGGGGUUAGUCAUCUUGCAUUUAUACAUAUCUAUUGUUGUUAAGUAGAAAUUUAAUAUAAUUUAUGCAAUCAUCAUUUUCUCUAGAAAUCCAAAGAUCAAGGAUGUGUAAUUUAUAGAGAAAUCAUGAGUGUAAAUAGCGUAGUGAUGUAUGUUUAUUAUUAUUAUCAUUAUUAUUAUUAUUAUUAUCCAGAUGCAAUAUUAAACCAUGUGGAGUUAUGUUUUGUAUAUUGAGAAUGUUGAUCUCUUGAUACCAGCAUGGAGCCGAUAACUCCACUACAGCUUCUACUACCAGAGGAGGUUUUCUACAUCUCUAAACUAUUUGUAAUAAAGUUUUAGCAAAAUCAUAA
Molecule: messenger RNA, 3407 nt
Organism: Haliotis rufescens (red abalone)
Lineage: Eukaryota; Metazoa; Mollusca; Gastropoda; Lepetellida; Haliotidae
Product: nicalin-1-like
Exons: 15
Coding region: 105-1784 (559 amino acids)
Biological process (GO): regulation of signal transduction
Cellular component (GO): endoplasmic reticulum membrane
Source: RefSeq, a predicted model, not a curated record